This is a messenger RNA of Protopolystoma xenopodis, 483 nucleotides long. The record is from the annotation of a GenBank genome assembly. Lineage: Eukaryota; Metazoa; Platyhelminthes; Monogenea; Polystomatidea; Polystomatidae.
AUGGCCGGCACCGUGGUUUACAUGGCUCCCGAGGUACUACAUCGGCCGCGCGGCCCGCGUGAAAUAUUUACUGAUCCCAGCUCAUUAUCCGGUUCUAAUCCCGUGGACCUGGGAUACGGCCGAGCCUGCGACAUAUGGUCACUGGCCUGCGUCGUUCUUGAGUUGCUGACGGGCCGCAGACCCUGGUAUGAGCUGACAGAAACGGCGGCCAUCGUGUUUCGCCUAUGCUCAGGUGCCACACCAUCUCUGCCUGCUGUGAUGCCAACGCGAGCCCUCAGAGAUCCAUCCCUUUUAACGCCUUGCCAUGAAAACCCUGGUUCAGAUUCGGAGUUUAUGGAUGUAGUAGCUCCGCCGCUGGGCUUCGUUAGUCCCGAAGCGGUUGAAUUUCUACAGUCCAGCCUCAAAUCCGACCCUGCUGCGCGCCCUAUGGCCAUUCAAUUAGGGCAGUUCGAAUUCGUUCGCUACUCCCAGCCUUCACUUUGA